Messenger RNA from Mus pahari (shrew mouse), 4596 nucleotides. RefSeq names its product family with sequence similarity 169 member A (gene Fam169a). Lineage: Eukaryota; Metazoa; Chordata; Mammalia; Rodentia; Muridae. Bases 88 to 2091 code for a protein of 667 amino acids. The transcript is spliced from 13 exons. The record is from RefSeq and is a predicted model, not a curated record.
CCGGGGUCGGCGGCGACGGCGGCGGCGGGGAGCGGCCGCUCGGUCAUUCGCGCUCCGCCUUCGGGCCCCCGCGGCGCGGCGGAGAGAAUGGCAUUCCCUGUGGAUUUGCUGGAUAACUGCACGCAUGAAGAAUUGGAAAAUUCUGCUGAGGAUUACCUCUCCAGCCUAAGGUGUGGGGACCCUGAAAAUCCAGAAUGCUUUUCUAGUCUCGACAUUACGAUUCCCGUUAGCCUGUCAAAUGUGGGCUUUGUCCCUCUCUAUGGCGGCAAUCAGACCCAGAAAAUUCUUGCUCUCUUUGCGCCUGAGGAUUCUCUUACAGCUGUGGCACUUUACCUUGUUGGUCAGUGGUGGGCCAUUGAUGAUAUUGUGAAAACAUCUGAACCUUCUAGAGAGGGGCUGAAGCAGGUGAGCACUCUUGGAGAAAGAGUGGUUCUGUAUGUUCUCAAUCGAAUUAUCUAUAGAAAGCAGGAAAUGGAGAGAAAUGAGAUCCCAUUCCUGUGUCAUAGCAGUACUGACUAUGCUAAGGUUCUGUGGAAGAAAGGAGAGGCCGUUGGGUUUUAUUCAGUUAAGCCUACAGGAAGCUUAUGUGCCUCAUUUCUUACUCAGAAUUACCAACUGCCAGUUCUUGAUACAAUGUUUAUAAGGAAGAAAUACAGAGGAAAGGAUUUGGGGCUUCAUAUGCUGGAAGAUUUUGUUGAUUCCUUUACAGAAGAUGCACUUGGCUUACGGUAUCCACUGUCUUCUCUCAUGUACACAGCUUCCAAGCAAUACUUUGAAAAGUAUCCAGGAGAUCAUGAACUUCUUUGGGAAGUUGAAGGUGUGGGUCACUGGCAUCAGCGAAUACCAGUCACCCGAGCACUACAGAGAGAGGCUAUUAAAGUUACAGAUGUUUCUCAAUAUGAAGCCAAAAGACCUAUGUCUGCAGAAUAUGGUCUUGCUGCUGUACCAGAAUAUGAACCUGGAAUGGAAGACACUCAGUCUAGUGAGCUGCAGAUCCAUUCCCUAAAAGAUGCCUUUGCUAGCACUUCUGAAGGUCCUGAAAAGACUCCUGUUUCCACGCGUACUCGGAGCAGCCAUCUAAAGCGACCAAAGAUUGGGAAGCGUUUUCAGGAUGCUGAGUUUAGUAGUUCUCAAGGUGAAGAUGAGAACUUUGCCAAGAGUUCACCUGUGGCUUCAGUAAACAAAAUAGAGUGUGCUGCACGAACAUCAGAGAGCUCAGAAGAAUUCCUGGAAGAAGAGGCUGAGCAGAGAGUGACUGAAUCUGAGGAUGAAAGCAGUGAUAAAGAUGCACAGCCUGCUCCUGCUCUGGAAACUCAGCCACGCCUGCAGAAGCAAGACGGGGACAAGGUCUCUGCGUUAGAGCCUGUGAAUGGUGAGGUAAUGGAUGCUGCCCUCAAGCCCUCUCUUACAACUGAAGACGAGGACUCCACCAGUGAGGGUCUUGAAGAAGAGUUAAAGGUUCCAGCUUUCAAUUCCAGUGGAGACCCUGGGAAUCCUGUUCCACUAGUAGCAGAGUCUUUAAAAGCGCCCGAGGCCACACUGGACAAGACCUCACCUGAUAAUGACUCAGAAAUGUUGACUGAUCAAGGCCCAUCUGAUGAUAAAGGACAUACUGAAGAAAAUCUGUCCCCAGUUUCAAAAAAGAAAACACUUUUGGGGAGCUCAGACAAUAUUGCCACUGUAUCAAAUGAAGAAAAGUCUGAUGGUAAUUUUCCAAAUUCCGUGGUACCAGAAUUUCCCGAAGAACCAGUCUCUCAGAAUUUAUCACCCAACACUCCUUCCUCAGUGGAAGACCAGGGUGAGGAGGGAGUACCUGAGGCCCAGGAACCAUCGGCUACUCAGAGCUCUCUGAUAGAGGUCGGACUUGAAGACGUGUCAUUUCCACAGAAUGCAGGACAGAAGAGCCAGUCAGAGGAGCAGUCUGAAGCGUCCUCUGAGCACCUGGAACAGUUCACACAGUCAGCAGAGAAAGCUGUGGAUAGCAGCUCAGAGGAGAUCGAAGUGGAAGUGCCUGUUGUAGACAGGCGCAGUCUGAGAAGAAAGGCCAAAGGGCAUAAGGGCCCUGGCAAGAAAAAAGCCAAGCUGACCUGAAGGAAGGAGAAAUGCAGUUCAUAAACCCUCUUUGUUGUUGUUGUUUUUAAACCAUGGUAACUAAUAAACAGCAUGGGGCACAGGACAAAUUCUAAAAUUUCAAUUUGAACUUAUUUACAGAUGCAGGUUUUCUCUUUCCUUUAGAACAAGGAUUCACCAUUCUUUUUAUUUUUUCAGGCUAUUUUCUGUAAGUAACUAUUAUUUAUGGACCAUGUGUCAAUUUUGGAAUUCCAAGUCAUAUUGUUCUUCAACAGGUGGAGCAUCUAAUCAUUAAUAUUUUAAAAAUACAACUUAAAAAACUGUUAGAGUUUGAUCAUAGGAAUCUUUUAUACUAAGGGUUUUACUGGUAAAAUUUGGUAAGGGUUCUCAAAGUUUUAUCUUAGUAUCAAAAACAAUCUCCAUCUUUUAAGUGUAAGCAUACCUAAACAAAAUGAGUCAGUUAAUUAAAUAUAAUAUCAAGUUAGAGAACAAAAAGUAGAAAUUUAUGAUCAGCUUGUAAAGAUGGUUUUUGUUUUUAUUUCUUAAUGUUAGUUGUAGAUGGAGUUCAAGUCUGUGAGAAGUAGUUUAGACUGCAUAUCAUCUGGUGUUAGCAGAACUGUUAAAGAUACAACUGUGGUGUGUGGGUACAUAAUUUAAAAUUUAAUUUAAAUUUAAUACUUCUACAUGAAGUAUUAGUUUGCUAUAAUUUUUUCCUCUAUAUAUUUUCCGAUGCUGAAAAGCUUGAGUACACUUUUUUAUCUUUUAAACACCUCAAGUAAUUGAAUUUAGUAUGUAGUUUAAUUCGGAUUGUAGUCCUGAUCAGAUAGUGCAGACGUAUAGGCCCCGUCUCCUUGAUUCUUCUCCUGCUGUCUCACUGUGAUUCUUCUAGCAGCAGACCCCCACCCAGCUUGCCUGUUAUACCCUGUAUCCAUUUUUGGAUAGGUCUAGAACUCUAUCAAAACACCUUUAGUCCUAGAUGGAAGGAAUAAAGCUGCCCAGUGAGAUGUACAAAUGCCUAGAUUCUGAUUCGGCUGUCCCUUUGGGUCUUGUAUACUUUAAGACAGGGUUUCUCUGUGUAGCAUUGACUGACUAUCCAUGCACUUACUCUGUAAACCAGGCAGACCCCCAGCUCAGAUCUGCUUCUGAGUGUUGAGAUUAAAGGCACACAGUACUACCACCUGGCUAUUUGAUAUUUUAGAAAUAUUAAAAAAUUUUGUUUAAUGACAAUUGGUUUUAAAAUGAACAAAAUGGUUUUAUUCUUAGAAUUCAUAGACAAUUGGUCAGUGUCACUUGGGGAAUACUGUGUACUUUGAUUUGUAGUUCAGCUAGAGGCUAUUUUGAGACCAAUUCGAUUUGUCUUUGAAACAGCUUGAACUUUGUGAGAGAAAUGUUGAGAAUUUGAGUCAUGAAGUGCUCUAAGUUUAUGCUCAGUCCAUUUAGUCUUCAGUCAGCUGAUUGGUGAUUUCAUGUCUUACAUUUUAUUUAGGGAUGUUGGUAUUUUAGAAGUCUAAUUAAUUAAGAUCUUAAAGCAGCAGACCAAAUAGCAAACCCUUGUAUGAAGGUUGCACUUACCUGUUGUUUUAAUUUUGCUUAGAUAAUUUCAUUCUAAGUGAAAAUUAUACUUUGACUUUUUUUUUUUUUUUUUUUUUGGUAAAAGCUGUUAUAAAAUAUAUUUGACUAGUGAAUUUGCCAAAUGCUGAUGCUGUUUUACACAUUUAGAGAAAUUUGUUAAUAUCUCAACUAGGGAUAGUAACUGAAAGGUCAGUUAAGAUUCAGAAAUUUAAAUCCUAUUUUUGAUUUUAACACACAUUUAAAGUUUUAUGGGUAUGUUGGGUUUUUAUUGUUUGUUUUGGUUCUUGUUUCCCUUCCAUUACAUUCUUUAGAUGAGUGUUUUAGUAGAUUGCACUCACUGGCAGCUCAAUGUAUGAAUAGUCUCUAGAGUUAAAGAAAAAUAUUCACAUAUCACACUGGGUACUAACAGUAUAAACUUAUAUACUUCCUAAACUUGUUUGAUAAAAAUGGGAUUCAAAACAUUUUGCUCUGCAUACAAGAAAACUUGUUACUUGUCUGUGACAUAAGUUAAAGUUUGUAUAGAUCAUAGAGGAAAAGUUAGGUCACAGGAAAAAUCUUUCAUAUUCAGCAACAUGUUUAUAUAAAAUUUGUAACAAUUUAUGUUCAGUAGGGAAUCUAAACAAAUGUAGCAAGGCAUGAGGACCACAGAGAUUUCACGCAGCUGUUUGUUGAGUGCUCUGUCCUUCUGUAGUCUCUUGUGAGCUGGUACUUUCUGUCUCGGAGUCAUGAAUGUGGAGAAGGAAGCUCCUUUCUGGUGUAUAUACAUAUAUAUAUUUCCUUAUGUAAAAUAGCAAAUGAGUAUUACCAGUUUAGUUCUACUUUCAAACUUAAACUACUAUUAGACCACACAAAAACUUAUUUAAGAAUUUUAUUGUAAAGCUCCUUUAAAACUUUUAAAGAGAUUCUAUUAUGAUUUUUUUUAAAUAAAAUCAAACGGCAUGACUUAGAAUGUCA